AAGAAUAUCGUACUAUUUGGAGCGAGUGGAGUAGGCAAAAGCUCAGUCGUGAACCUCAUGGCGGGAGAGAAGGUAGCGGCCACAUCCGCUAGUAUGGACCGCUGUACGAUGCGCUGGAAAGAAUACACCAUCGGAUUCGGUGGCGAAUCAUACAAGGUUUUUGAUACCGUUGGACUCGAGGAACCGCAGCUUGGAAUGGAAGAGUACCUUGACUCCGUCGAAAACGCCUAUGCACUGAUCAAGGAAUUGGACAAGCAAGGCGGUAUCGAUCUGCUUCUGUUCUGCAUUCGCGCCGGAAGAAUGACCGCCACUCUUCAGAGCAAUUACCGGCUCUUUCACGAAUUUCUCUGCGAGAAGAAGGUUCCAAUUGUCCUUGUAAUCACAAACCUCGAAAGAGAGCAGAGGAUGGAGGACUGGUGGGAUCAAGAACAUGAAAACCUCCGAAAACAUGAGAUCCAUGUCGCUGGUCACGCGUGCAUCACUGCCGCUGAUAGACUGCCAGCUGGCACACAGACAGACCGCUAUGAAGAAUCGCGCCUCAAAAUCCGUGGGCUCGUUCAGCAGUUUACUGCUGACGGGCAUCGCCAAGCAUGGAUAGGAGGGGAUAACCUGUUCGUCUCGUUGAUGCGCAAGCUCAGGGAGUUACUUGUAGGAAGUCCACGUGUGAGCAGAAGGGAUCUUGUUCCUCAUCUCACGAAGCGUUGCGGGAUAUCCAAGGAGGUCGCAAAAAAGUUGGCUGAUAUGAUCAAGUAA
Molecule: messenger RNA, 753 nt
Organism: Suillus subalutaceus
Lineage: Eukaryota; Fungi; Basidiomycota; Agaricomycetes; Boletales; Suillaceae
Product: P-loop containing nucleoside triphosphate hydrolase protein
Exons: 1
Molecular function (GO): GTP binding
Source: RefSeq, a predicted model, not a curated record